AUGUCCCUCCCGCCACAAUCCCGUCGCAACCCGCAAGAGUCAGGUUCUAUGAGUACAGGUAAUAGCUCUCCUAAAUUCACGCCGUCGCCUCGCUCCUCGCAGUCCUCCAAUGCUCGAUAUGUGGUUCAGGAACCGAAUUCUUACCAACUACGGUCCAUGACCCCGCACAAUGAGCCAACCACGAAACACGGAAGUGCUGAAGAUGACGGGCUUCUACCCAGCAUACGGCGCCCAUCGCUGGACUCGGUACAAAGCUACGAGCUAUACACGCCAGAUGAGGACAGGGCUGUGCUAAAGAAACUGGACCGAAGGCUAGUCCUGUUCAUGGCAUUGCUCUACUGUUUGAGUUUCUUGGAUCGGUCUAAUAUUGGGAAUGCACGCAUAGCAGGCUUGAAUGAUGAUCUGAAGCUAAGCUCCACUCAAUAUGAGUGGCUCCUAUGGGCGUUCUACAUUACAUAUGUCUUGUUCGAAUGGAUGGCACUCAUGUACCGAUUAGUCCCGCCACACAUUUACAUCUCCAUGUGCGUUCUGGGAUGGGGCAUAGUCGCAUCCCUGCAAGCAGUGGCCACCUCCUUCAGCUUCCUCCUCAUACUUCGAGUCUUUCUCGGCAUUAGCGAAGCAGCGUUCGGGCCCGGCGUCCCUUUCUAUCUAUCUUUCUUCUUCCGGCGACAUGAACUGGCCUUUAGAAUCGGCCUGUUUGUCUCCGCUAGCCCCCUCUCAGCAUCCUUUGCCGGGGCCCUUGCGUAUCUGAUCACUCUAGUGGGCGAGCAUAGCCCGCUCAGCCCCUGGAGGUUACUGUUCUUGCUAGAGGGCUUUCCGAGCGUGUUGGUUGCUGUAUGGGCAUGGGACUUUGUGCCCGAUGGUCCUGGGAUUGCGAAGUGGUUGAGUCCUCGGCAAAGAGAGGUUGCUGUUUUGAGACUGCGGCAAGAGAAGGAGAACGAGGAGGACGAGCGGGAGACUGAAAAGCGUCGGGGUCGCGGGAGGGUCAACGUUCGCGAAGUUCUCCAGACGCUGAAAGAUCCUAAAUGCUACCUGACGGCGCUUAUGUUCUUCUCCUGUAACGUCGCCUUUAGCUCGAUGCCAGUAUUUUUGCCAACGAUAAUUCGGGACAUGGGAUUUCAAUCCAUUACUGCGCAAGGGCUCUCAGCACCGCCGUAUCUGUUCGCCUUCGUUGUAGUUCUCGCAACUGCAUACUACUCGGAUCGCCUACAAUCACGCUCGACAUUUAUCGUAUUCCAUUCCUUGCUGGCUACGACAGGGUACGGUGUCAUAGCGCUGUCUGGUUACUAUGAAUCCACCAACACCAUGAUACGGUACUUGGCGUUGUACCCGGCAGCCGCAGGGUUCUUCUCUGCCGUUACCUUAAUCAUAACCUGGACUAUCAACAAUCAAGAGACAGAUAGUAAGAAAGGUACAGGAAUUGCGAUUCUAAAUAUCAUCGGGCAGUUGGGUCCAUUGGUCGGAACGAGUAUUUUUCCAGACAAGGAUGGACCAUGGUAUGUGAAGGGCAUGAGUAUAUGCGCGGCAUUCAUGCUGUUGGUUGGUGUUCUGGCCGCUAUCCUGAGAUGGGUGUUGGUGCGAGAGAAUCGGAAGUUGAGGGAGGAUAAGGGAGGUGGGGAGUAUGCAGGUCUUCCGCUCGAGGAGGCUUCCUCGAAUACCCACCCGAGGAUGGAGUCUUCAAAGUCCAAGGAUGAGGGUCGAGAUCGGGCCAACUACGUAGGUUCUAGAACGACAUCGCAGGACAGCAGCCAAGAAAAGCUGGAUGAAGUCGAAAAGGCUUCGACGGUUGUUGGCAGUCCGCAGAUUUCGCCCCAACAUGAGGUUCCAACCAGCGUCUUCAAGCCAGAAGCUGAUCUAGAAAAGUUUCCCGGUCAUGGAAAGCCUCGAAGAGAGUCUGAUUCGACCAAGUUUGGCGGGGAAGAGGAGGACCCUAACGUCGGUGUAUCGUUCCAGAGAUCGUCAACUCCGUCCACUGUGCACAAGGCCAAAGGAUUCAAGUAUGAACAUGCCGUCGAGAGUGGGAUCAAGAGGAUGCAUAAGUUUUCGCUGUACGAGACGAGUACGAGGUUCUUUCUCAUCGGAGCCGAUAUUGUGGAAGAGCAGUAUCGCGUGCUGAAGAUCGAUCGCACGUCGCCGCCUGGACACUUGAACAUUUUCGAAGACGACAAAGUGUACGACAGACGAGAGAUGUACCAGCUCUUGAGCACUAUUGAUGAUGGCAACAAGGCUACCGGAGGCUUGAAAGAGAAAUGCAGCGCUUGGGGUUUGAUGGGUUUCAUCAGGUUUACCGAAGCCUACUACAUGCUUUUGGUUACAAAGAGGACACAGGUGGCGAUGCUAGGCGGCCACUACAUUUACCAGGUCGACGGCACGGAGAUGAUUCCCCUAACAACUGGAUCAACCUCACGGUUUCAGAAAGAUCGAAAUCCAGACGAAGCAAGGUUUCUCGCGAUCCUCAACAACAUGGACCUUACGCGGUCAUUCUACUUCAGCUACUCCUACAACGAACGCACAGCUCUCAACGACAUGUUUGUCUGGAAUCACCACUUGCUGGAGCCCGCUCGCGAUACCCUAAAGAACGUGUACGACUGGUGUCAUCCGGUUAUACACGGUUACAUUGAUCAGUCUUCGCUCGACGUCUUUGGUCGCAGGAUAUAUCUCACCAUCAUUGCUCGUCGAUCGCGAUUCUUUGCGGGUGCUCGCUUUUUGAAGCGUGGGACGAAUGAUCUAGGCUAUGUUGCCAACGACGUCGAGACCGAGCAGAUCGUGUCAGAAGCACUCACGACAUCCUUCCACGCGCCAGGUCCCCGGCUGUACGCGAGUCCGACCAUACCGUUGUACUGGACGCAGGACAACACUGGUGUAACACCGAAGCCAGAUAUUGACUUGAACCUCGUCGAUCCCUUCUAUAGCGCUGCAGCAUUGCACUUCGAUCAUCUUUUUGAGCGAUAUGGCGCCCCAAUCUACGUACUAAAUUUGAUCAAAGCACGAGAGCGGACACCGAGAGAGUCGAAGCUACUAUACGAAUACAAGCAUGCCAUUGAAUAUCUCAAUCAAACCUUGCCAAAGGAUAAGAAGAUCGAGUAUGAGGCGUUUGAUAUGUCUAGGGCAUCGAAAACCAGAGGUCAUGACGUUAUAGGCACCCUGGAGACACUCGCUGAAAAGGUGCUGCGCAAGACAGGAUUCUUCCAGAAUGGGGACGAGGCGUUUGACAAGCCACAAGUUCAAAAUGGAGUGGCACGAACGAACUGCAUCGACUGCUUGGACCGGACAAAUGCCGCCCAAUUUGUCAUUGGCAAGAGAGCUUUAGGCCGUCAACUACAAGCACUUGGGGUCAUCGCGGGAAAUACGGUCGAGUAUGAUACUGAUUGCGUCGAAAUGUUCACACACAUGUUUCAUGGCCAUGGAGACGCCAUCGCGAUUCAAUACGGCGGCUCCCACCUUGUGAACACCAUGGCAACAUAUCGAAAGAUUAACCAAUGGCAGAGCAGCUCGCGCGACAUGGUCGAGAGCUUCAAGCGCUACUAUCACAACUCUUUCCUCGAUUCGCAGCGCCAAGAAGCAUACAACCUAUUUCUUGGGAACUACAUCUACACGCAGGAUCAACCGAUGUUGUGGGAGCUCACAACGGAUUACUAUCUCCAUCAUCAAGAUCCACGCUUGUGGCUCGACAAGGCACGAAGAAGCUACAUUGACUGGUACACGCCAGCAAACCUUCAACCGCGCACGCUUCCGCCUUCAAUCUCACCUAGUAGGCAUGAGUCGGAGCUAGCUGAAGCCGUAAUUAGUGCCCGUGAUGACUACUGGCUCGAAUACUACCGACCACUGGCCCUUUCCUCUUUUCUUAAGAUCUUCGCAUUCCGACUUGCAUCCCCGCGUGCUGGCCGGGACAGUAGAGACGCGUCACAUCCGUCUCGCAAAGAGAACCUUUCACCAUUUAUACCUCGCAAGAAGCGAGAUGAUCAUGAGCAUGGAAGGGAUGGCAAGAAAGGACCUCGAAAAGGCGUCACUAUCAUUGAUCCAUCAAGCGAGACUGAGUCACGCCACAGCAGCAUUGUCGGUCGUGGACGGAGAGAUGUGUAUCUCAGUGUUCCUCACGCAGAUUCUCCGGCCAAGCAGUCAAUCCUUCGGGAUCCUCACUUCGAGACACAGAUGCCUACUUCCAGGCCGUCAGCAACCGUGUCGUUCCAAUCUAUGAGCAACUCAACGUCUACUUCGACUGGACUAUCGUCAACACUCAAACCAGGGUUUAAGCCUGCUGACAAGGCUCUCAUCAACCAGUGGACGCUCGUACAAUUCUAUGAUAACAGCAUGAACCCUUCGGUGUCCACUACCGAAGAAGAUGAGUACUCGCGUUACGUCGAACAUCCACUAAGCCUGCCGCUCGUCGUCAGUAGCGAGAUGCCCAGCGCAGAUGAUCCUGGCGCAAUGGAAUACUACGACUACCUUUGCAUGACAGAAGGUGGUGUCCAAGCACCCAAAGAGUCAGACGACGAAUACAUGCGUAUCACUCCCACCGACCUCCCGCGUCUUGAUACUGACGUCGCGUCCAUCCGCUCCUUCGCCUCCCACAACCGCCCUAUGACUUCACAGUCUAUGAGUACGCCGUUCUCUCAUGCACCCUCGUACUCCUACCCCCAACAGUACCCUCUACACCCGCGUUUGCACCCAUCAUACGCUAUUGAGACACCACCGUUGUAUACGACGCCCGGCAAGUUCCAAACAGCGGAAGAGGACAUUGAGGAAUUUGAAGAGUUUUUGAAAAUAAGGGAAAAUCCACUGGAUGUUGAAGAGGAGGAUGGCGGGAAGAAGAGGUACAAGGCGUAUAGGCAGUGGUUGAAGGGUAAAACCUUUUUUAAGCAGAGCAAAGUUGACCCGGAGUGGCAGACUCAGCUGCCUGUCAGAUAG
Messenger RNA from Cucurbitaria berberidis CBS 394.84, 4908 nucleotides. RefSeq lists its product as uncharacterized. The transcript is spliced from 7 exons. NCBI's taxonomy places the organism in Eukaryota, Fungi, Ascomycota, Dothideomycetes, Pleosporales, Cucurbitariaceae. Bases 1 to 4908 code for a protein of 1635 amino acids. Gene Ontology annotation, biological process: transmembrane transport; phosphatidylinositol dephosphorylation. The record is from RefSeq and is a predicted model, not a curated record. Gene Ontology annotation, cellular component: intracellular membrane-bounded organelle. Gene Ontology annotation, molecular function: phosphatidylinositol-3,5-bisphosphate 5-phosphatase activity; transmembrane transporter activity.